Molecule: messenger RNA, 980 nt
Organism: Moneuplotes crassus
Lineage: Eukaryota; Ciliophora; Spirotrichea; Euplotida; Euplotidae
Source: the annotation of a GenBank genome assembly
CAAUUGUUAAUAUGUCUAUCCAAUCCUUCCCAACACUCGAUACUAGCUUAGAUCUCGACAUUGCUAUAACUAAAAGAAUCUUAACGCAUAAAUUAAGUACUUGCCAAGUGGACUCACUCGGCAAGUGAUCGGCCACGGCCUCUUCCAUGGUUAGUACGACUUCUUCCCAGAAGAUCGUACCUCCAUUCCCUAUGGAUCAUUUGUGAAAAGUCUUGGACUCUCUCCAAGGUGAGGAACCCAGCUUAAAAAUAACCAAAAAUGUAUGCGGGGAUACCACCUCUGGAGUCUGAGGCAUUACUGAACUUACUCCUGCAGAUGAUGAGGAGGAGAAAGCUUCCGUCAGGUUGGACGAUCCCAUUCGUUCCGUUGGCAUGGUUGGUUUCGUCCCAUAUUCUAAAAACAUCGAAAGCUGUGAUGAUAAUUUUAAAGCUUCGAUACCAACUCCUUGUCAAAAUCCUUGAAACAGCCCUAAAGAGCAGAAAUACGAAAAGAAAAACAUUUACUAUAAGGCAGUUUUUAGAGACAUCAGAAGAUAUUUCAUUGAAGAACUCAAGUCCACUUCGUCUCGUCUCCUAAAAGGGAAGAUCUUGGAGUUUUUAAAUUCCAAGAUUCCACCGAAUGAAAUGGGCAACGAUGACGAAAUGGUAUCAAUUAUCGCACCUUUCCUGAAUUAUAACAAGUACAUGAUUGAGUUCGAAAACAAGCGUAUUUCCGAUCACAAGUGCAUACUUGAUUGCUUGCAAAACUUUACCCUUACCAAGAUGCGUAAGGUACUGAAGUAUCCUGCAAUUAAAACUCUUGUAAAUUAUUACUAUGCACAGACUGUGGUAGAGGGAAGAUCUGUGAGGAUCGAAUCUCACAAGACUAUGAAAAAGCAGCCCCACAAGUACCUCGAAGUCCUUGAGAAAAUUUCAGAUAUUAGUAGCAAAACCUAAGCUCUCCUCAUAUAGUUACUACUAUUAUUAGAGAUUUAUGUAUUA